Messenger RNA from Stegastes partitus (bicolor damselfish), 2453 nucleotides. Its product is annotated as regulator of nonsense transcripts 2-like. The record is from RefSeq and is a predicted model, not a curated record. Gene Ontology annotation, cellular component: exon-exon junction complex; cytoplasm. Gene Ontology annotation, molecular function: RNA binding; protein binding. NCBI's taxonomy places the organism in Eukaryota, Metazoa, Chordata, Actinopteri, Pomacentridae. Bases 49 to 1689 code for a protein of 546 amino acids. The transcript is spliced from 10 exons. Gene Ontology annotation, biological process: nuclear-transcribed mRNA catabolic process, nonsense-mediated decay.
AUACGUUUGUAUGUAAGUGGUAUUUUGUCGACUCCUCUCCAGGAACAAAUGAUGCGUAAGAAGCAGGCGCAGCACCUGGACGCCCGCUACGUGACCAUGGUGGAGAACGCCUACUACUACUGCAACCCUCCGCCCAUGGAGAAGACGGUGAAGAAGAAGAGGCCUCCGCUGCAGGAGUACAUCCGCAAGCUGCUCUACAAGGACCUGUCCAAAGUGACCACGGAGAAGGUGCUGCGGCAGAUGAGGAAGCUGCCCUGGCAGGACCCCGAGGUGAAGAGCUACCUGAUCUGCUGCAUGGUCAACAUCUGGAACGUCAAGUACAACAGCAUCCACUGCGUGGCCAACCUGCUGGCCGGCCUGGUGGCCUACCAGGAGGACGUGGGCAUCCACGUGGUGGACGGGGUGCUGGAGGACAUCCGGCUGGGCAUGGAGGUGAACCAGCCCAAGUUCAACCAGCGGCGCAUCAGCAGCGCCAAGUUCCUGGGCGAGCUCUACAACUACCGCAUGGUGGAGUCGGCCGUCAUCUUCCGCACCCUCUUCUCCUUCAUCUCCUUCGGCGUGAACCAGGACGGCAGCGCCAGUCCCCUGGACCCCCCCGAGCACCUGUUCCGGAUCCGGCUGGUCUGCACGCUGCUCGACACCUGCGGCCAGUACUUCGACCGCGGCUCCAGCAAGAGGAAGCUCGACUGCUUCCUCAUCUACUUCCAGCGCUACAUCUGGUGGAAGAAGAGCCUGGACGUGUGGACCAAGGACCACCCGUUCCCCAUCGACAUCGACUACAUGAUCAGCGACACCCUGGAGCUGCUGCGGCCCAAGAUGAGGCUGAGCUGCUCGCUGGACGAGGCCACCAAACACGUCACCGACCUGGAGAGGGAGGUGCUCGUCAAGCUAGGUCUGGCCAUGGAGAAGGACGGCCGCUCCAGCGCCAUGAGCGAAGGCGAGGUUCUGGACGAGGAUGACGACGAGGACGACGAGGAAGGAGGCGCCGAGACCGAGGAGCAGUCGGGCAACGAGAGCGAGAUGAACGAGCAGGAAGAGGACGAAGGAUCGGAGAACGAGGAGGAGGAGCGGGAGGAAGAGGACGAGGAGAACACCGACUAUCUGACCGACUCCAACAAAGAGAACGAGACUGACGAGGAGAACAACGAGGUCACCAUCCGCGGAGGAGGACUGAAGCACGUGGCCUGCGCCGAGGACGAGGACUUCAUCCAGGCUCUGGAUAAGAUGAUGCUGGAGAACCUGCAGCAGCGCAGCGGCGAGUCGGUGAAGGUCCACCAGCUGGACGUGGCGAUCCCUCUGCAGCUGAAGAGCCAGCUGAAGAAAGGCGGCUCCGGCCAGUCGUGCAUCGGCGAGGCGGAGUCGGACAUCUCCGACACCAUGCAGUUCGUCAUGCUGACCCGCAAGGGCAACAAGCAGCAGUAUAAGAUCCUGAACGUGCCGCUGUCGUCCCACCUGGCGGCGAAUCACUUCAACCAGCAGCAGGCCGAGCAGGAGGAGCGCAUGAGGAUGAAGAAGCUGACCCUGGACAUCAACGAGAGGCAGGAGCAGGAGGACUACCAGGAGAUGAUGCAGUCUCUGGCUCAGCGUCCGGCUCCGGCCAACACCAACCGGGAGCGCCGGCCUCGGUACCAGCACCCGAAAGGAGCUCCCAACGCCGACCUCAUCUUCAAGACCGGAGGAAGACGCUGAUCGGAGUCUGGGCCCGGGCUGAGCGAGCGAGCACGAGAACGAAUGAACGAGCAAACGAGAGAGAAAGAGAAAGAGAGCGACAAGAAAAAAACGAGAAGAUCGGAGGGGAAAGCCGGUCGGAGCGGGGACCGAGUCCUCCAAGACGCCCACUGAUGCCGGAUCAGAACCGACCCCUGACCUGAACACUCACUCGAAGCCCGAGGAGGGGGGAGGCAGCGCCGGGGAGGGGGCCGGGGUCGGAGGUCAGGGGUCACACAUGGGCUCUCUUUCUUUUUUGUCUGUUGCCUGAGAUGACAAAAAAAAAUUUAUUAAAAAACACACAACUGUCUGGACGAGAACUGCAAACAUCUGACCGGCAGGGGGGCGGACCGGACCAGGCGGGGCGGACGGAUCGGACCCGCAAAACGUGGAGGGACAACACCGACUCACAUUUAGGAGUUCAAACCUGCGAGUGCACAACAUUUACACGAGACUAGCGACGGGGUUUUGUUUUUGUUUCAUUUUGGACUAGAACCGGGAGACGCGUCUCGGUCUGAGAGGCGGCGCUGGACGGACUGUCGGCCCAGAGCUGCACAGGAGGACGGGAUGUUUUGUUCACGACACACGUGGACGGGUUGAUGAGAAAAAGUGGCUGAUGGGGUGAAAUCUUGUUCUGGAGGCCUCGUUGAUUUACAGAAGCAGAUGUUAGUCGAAACCCCCCAAAAAUAUUCAGUUUGUUUCACAUUUUUUGAUGCUUUUGCUUUAAAAAAAGAAUAAAAUCAACA